UUGGAGAGAUUCAGUCUGCGAUCUGACACGUGUUCUAUCAGAUUCUGUUGAUAGAUGGUUUGCUCCAGCAUGCUGUAUUAAUCCAAAUCCACUUCAAGUCUGCAGAACUGAGUCUUUGUGUUGCAGCUUGUGCUGCUGUCGCUGUCCAGCUGUCGUCCCACACAAUAAGCUUUCAUCUAAACGUCUCUCUCCAGUGCAGCUCUCCCCAACCAGAGGCUGACCCCGGAUGAAUCUGCUGAUAUGGGAACUUUCCGAUUGAGAUGAUUAUCUGGACUUUGCAGUCUGUGGAGAUUGCUUGAAUUUCCUGACUCAGUUUGGAGUUUACAUUCUUUGUGUGCUGUUGCCGAGGAAAAAUGACUGGAAUCAAUUCAGUCGCGCCAAUGAUUUUAUGGGUCAUCAUUCUGAUGGUGUUCCAAGCCGCAUCGCCUCAACCUGCUCCCCCUCGAGGACCCAGACCCAUACCUGGACGAGGUGACAGUCCGGAACCAACACCGGCUCCGCUGCCGCCAGAGCCCACACCAAGACCAGAAGGUUGUGAGACAACGAUCAUCGACUGUCCCAUCAAGCUGUUUUUCACCAUUGACACCUCAGAGACCAUCGCCCUGCAGGAAUCUCCGCCCGGGAGUCUGGUGGAGAGCAUCAAGGAAUUCAUGAAGAUAUUCGCCCAGAACCUCGAAAAUGAGGAGUACAGGGGCCAGAUCCAGAUCACUUGGUCCUUAGGGGGAUUGCACUUCUCUCAGAAGCAGGUGUUGUUCAGUCAGUUCACGACCAAACAGAGCUUCAUCAGGAAUCUCAGUCAGAUAAAAUACCUGGGCAAAGGCACCUACAUCGACUGCGCUCUCACAAAUAUGACCCACGAGAUGACGUACUUAGGGACACAGGCUGUCCUGUUCUCAGUGGUCAUCACAGAUGGUCACGUGACGGGGAGUCCAUGUGGGGGGAUCAAGGUGGCAGGCGACAGGGCUCGGGAUCAAGGGAUCCACAUUUUUUCAGUAGCAGCCUCCAGACGCAUCAAUGAACUAGGGAUGAGGGAGAUAGUCGGCUCACCCACAGAGGUGUACCGAGACGAUUACAUAGUCAUGGAGAUCGUUAAUGGAAGACCGAGGAUGAACACUGAAACUAUUGAUCGCAUCAUCAAAGUCAUGAAAUAUCAAGCAUAUCUACAGUGUUAUAAACCUACAUGCCUUGCAGUCCCUGGGAUCCCGGGACGAAAAGGGGCCUCAGGUCAAAAAGGCAUUAAAGGAGACAGAGGCAUCAAAGGACCAAAAGGUCUUAAAGGUAACCAGGGUGAUCCUGGGAUUGAAGGUUCAAUUGGACGACCUGGUCUAAAGGGAGAAGUUGGUUUUAAAGGAGAAAAGGGUGAAAUUGGAUUAAUUGGAGCAAAGGGUGCGGCGGGUUCACCAGGAAGGAAUGGAACAGAUGGACAAAAGGGUAAAUUUGGUCGAAUUGGAGCUCCUGGCUGCAAAGGUGAUCCAGGUGAAAAAGGACCAAAUGGAUACCCAGGAGACCCUGGUGACUCUGGAUUAUCUGGAAAAAUGGGAGAAAAGGGUGAUACAGGUCUCCCAGGGAAGAUAGGCCCCCCAGGCCCUGUGGGAAAUCCAGGACUAAAGGGUGAAAAGGGAAAUCCUGGAAAUCCAGGAUCACCUGGAGGAAGAGGGGUUCCUGGGAUCAGUGGCAAACCAGGACUGAGGGGCGAACUGGGCAGGAGGGGAGAUCCUGGAAGGAAGGGGGCGCCAGGACAAGAUGGGGCCCCAGGACCAAAGGGAGAUCAAGGAGCAUCAGGGGACAGAGGUCGACCUGGGGAAGAUGGAGUUAGGGGUGCGAAGGGAGACCAAGGACUACCAGGACCAAGGGGUCGGCCAGGAGAACCAGGCAGCACUGGAGGAAAUGGCACAGUGGGGCCUCCUGGAGAACCCGGACUGAGAGGAGACCCUGGACCACGUGGACCGCAGGGAGACAAUGGAAGACCAGGAUUCAACUACCCUGGACCAAGAGGACCAACAGGAGAGAGAGGAGAUCCAGGCAAGAGAGGACCCAGAGGGGGCAGAGGUGAAUGUGGUGCAAAAGGGGAGCCAGGAGCUAAAGGAGCACCAGGAGAGCCUGGUGAACCAGGCCAGCCAGGAGAGCCAGGAGAGAGAGGACCCCAGGGAGACCCUGGAAAAGAUGGGGGUCCAGGGCCAGCUGGGGAUCCUGGGCUCACUGACUGUGAUGUUAUGACGUACAUCAGGGAGACCUGUGGUUGUUGUGACUGUGAGAAACACUGCGGCGCUCUGGACAUUGUCUUUGUAAUUGACAGCUCUGAGAGUGUUGGGAUGACCAACUUCACCCUGGAAAAGAACUUUGUUAUCAACACCAUCAACAAGCUGGGAUCAAUGGCCUCUGACCCCACAUCUCCAACGGGUACGAGAGUUGGAGUGGUACAGUUCAGUCACAAAGGAACAUUUGAGGUCAUACGACUCGAUGACCCUUCCAUAGACUCCAUGUCUUCAUUCAAGACAGCAGUGAAGAAUCUUCAGUGGAUUGCUGGGGGCACAUUUACACCCUCUGCACUCAAGUUUGCCUAUGAUAACUUAAUAAGGGACAGCAAGAGAGCCCGUGCCAAAGUAUCGGUAGUGGUAGUUACAGACGGUCGCUUUGACCCUCGUGAUGAUGACAGUAAACUCAGGUACCUCUGCGAUGACCCCAAUGUGGUGGUGAAUGCCAUUGGGGUUGGUGACAUGUUUGACAAGGAACAUGACAGCGAGACCCUAGUAUCAAUAGCCUGUAACAACAAGAACCGCAUCACUGAGAUGAAGAAAUACACAGACUUAGUGGCUGAUAACUUCAUUCAGAAGAUGGAAACAGUUCUCUGUCCUGAUCCAGUGAUUAAGUGUCCAGAUCUUCCCUGUAAAACUGAACUUGCUGUAGCUCCAUGUGUUGGACGACCCAUAGAGCUGGUGUUUCUUCUCGACGGUUCGGAGCGCCUCGGGAUGGAAAACUUUGGCCACGCACGUCAUUUUGUUGAAAUGGUUGCAAAUGCAUUGACAAUGGCCAAGAACAGAAAUGACCAAAACGGGGCUCGUCUGGCACUGACAGAGUUUGGCAAUGAGAAUGAAAACCAAGUGGCCUUUCUUCUUACACACGAGCAGAAGGCUAUCACUUCUGGUCUAUCAGGUUUACAUUAUCUUGAUGCUUCGUCAGCAGUGGGGCCUGCCAUCUUCAAAACCAUCAAUGAGGUUUUGGGUAAAGGACCCACUCGCAAGACAAGACGUGGUGCCGAGGUCUCAUUUGUUUUCAUCACAGACGGUAUUACUAAUAUCACCAACCUGGACGAGGCAGCUUCUGCAAUGCGCAGGGAACACAUCUUUUCCACUGUGAUUGCUACGGGAAGUGAUGUGGAUGAAGAAGUCCUAACAAAGUUGGCUAUGGGUGACCAGACUGCCAUCUUUAAGAGUCAGAAAUUUUCUGAUCUGUUACAGCCUAGUUUCUUUGACCGUUUUGUCAGGUGGGUGUGUUAGAGACUGUCCUCAUUGUGAGUGUCAUACUGGUGCUACUGCUCUGUACUUAACCAUUUUAACAGUUGAUCCAAGUUGAAUUCACCCUUGUAUUGUUCUCAAAAAUGCUGAUUAAGGUCAGCUAAUUUCACCUCCGUCAGAGAUUAACAGGAACAAUAAUGUGCAAAACCUGAAAUAUUUGGGGAGGAGGUUUCUAAAGAACUCAGUUCUUACCAGCACUGAUUUUCUUUGUGUUCAAAUAUGAAACAAAAAAGAAAUGAGCCAAUGGUGAGAGAUAACUGGCAAAGACUUUAGGUACCUCUAUAUUGUCUACCCAGAUUGUUUUGAGUGAACAUUUUCCAGAUAACAUUUUUUUCUUGUACCAAAAUAUUAAAUUAGGUUAGUUUCGAUUUAUUUGUAAAAUGGUCUAUUUAGUUUUCCAAUUGCAAGAAACUCAAACUUAAAACAAAAUAAAUAAGGGUAAAAGAUUUCCAUCAAGUUAAUUUGACAGCCAGUAAAGCAAUUUAUUUUUCCAAAUGCUUGCAAAUUCAUCUCCAGACAUGAACACUAAUUAUACAGCGAAAUUAGGUAAUAUCAUACCAAGCUGAAACCAAGAGCACUUUGGUGUGGUCCAUUUGUACUCAGAAAUCCAACUUUCUUAUUUACUUCACAAACUCAAAAUCCAAUAUGGCUGCCUUGUGCUUCAAAUGUAACAAAAAAUGUAUGCCUUGUUUUUUGGAUUUAUGGUGAUACCUCCUCAGUCACACAUAUUGUCUUUAAUAUGUUUCUAAAUAGUUUGAAUGUAUAAAACACUGAAAUAUGUGCCACUUUAAUUAAAUUUGCCAUUAAUGACACAACUA
Molecule: messenger RNA, 4333 nt
Organism: Xiphophorus maculatus (southern platyfish)
Lineage: Eukaryota; Metazoa; Chordata; Actinopteri; Cyprinodontiformes; Poeciliidae
Product: collagen alpha-2(VI) chain-like
Exons: 28
Coding region: 354-3497 (1047 amino acids)
Source: RefSeq, a predicted model, not a curated record